GGAGAGCCAAAGAGGAAGAGGAAAGACGCAAGAAGAAGGCGGAACAAGAGGGAGAAGGCUCAGGCUCAGAGGAAGAAGAAGAAACGGAGUCCGACCAGGAGAAAGAAGAGGAGAAGGAGGAAGGAGAGAAGGAGACCGAAAGCGAGAAAGAGGAAGAGAGUGAGGAUGGUGAGGAGGAAGAGGAUGGCAAAAACAAGUAGAUCAAAAGAGCCUCAAGCCCUUUUCUGUAAUUAGUGUGAAGUGUCAUCAGAAAUGGGCCCUAAUUGUGUGUGUUGAUUUUCGCUUUCCACUAAAAGCUUGCAACUAUUUCACCAAACAGAGACUCUCACUUCGUUCUUCGUAGUCACCCCAAGUAAUAAGUAACCUCUCCCUCAGUUUACCCUUGAAAGAUCCCGUUUUCUUUGAUGUAUAUUUUCUUGCGCUGACGUUGAGCGAUACUACCCGCAGAUUAGUGGCACGGGCAAAAUUGUGGACGUUCUUUUUAUUGGACCAUUUCCCAUUUUUAUUCGACUAUUUCCUUGUGAAGCGAAGAGUCCCGCAUCCCCCGCCACCAUUUUUUUUUUUUUUUUUUUUUUGUGCCAGACUGAAAUGGAUAUCACCUCCAGAAUGGUUUUUAACAUCGUGGUUAGAUGUGAAGCAUAUUAGACAUUCAACCACAGCUGAUAUAGACUGUCUGAAAGCAACCCGCCAGAGCACGCGUGUUCUUCAUUGAAUUUCUUUCGCAUUCUGGAUCGUUUAAAAGAUAUUCGCAGCCGGAAAGACCACCAUUACCAGUUUACCAGAAAAGACACACGGAAGACGAAGACGGUUUUAACUAGCGUUACGGGGGAUAACACGCACCUGUGAAUAAUUGAGAUCAAUCAAUCUUGACGCUACACAACAUUCAAGGAUCGUGAAGAAGAGGCAGCAGCAGCAGCAGCUGGUGGGGAUUGAUUGACUGCCUUUAAAUGAGGAUACACUGCCAAUCAUUGUAUUCUUACUAGUCUCCAGAAUAAUCCCUGCCUCGUUUCUGAGGAUUGAAAAGGCCUUUCGUAGCAACCAAUAGCUGAUCAGCAUUUCAUCCACGCGAUUGCACCCAGCCAAUAGGAAUUAUCCGUCCAUACCUGCCAUAGCUACCAAGCUCCCCACCUCAUUACAAUACCUUGACAUUUUUUUUUAUGGGAAGACCUACUGGAAACAUUCAAGAUGUUUAUCUACUAUCCAGCAAAGAACAUGGGCAGAAGCAGAGAGCCUCCCGUGAACAAGGGCGUGGGAGGCUACCGCCCGACCAUCAACUGGAGGGACAUCUCCAUCCGGAGGAAGAACAUGGCCGACAAGCAGGUGCUGGCCUGCAUCGUCCUCUCCGGCGUCAUCAUCAUCAUCGUCGGCAUCGUCCUCACCGUCCUCGGGUUCCUCGUCAUCAAGAGUCAGUGCCCCUUCGACUGGGUAUCGGGAGCCGGGUCAUGCUACUACUUCGCCCAACACAACGCCUCGUGGGAGAGCGGGAAGGAAUACUGCGAGGACCAGGGAACCGACCUGCUGGACCUCCAUUCGUCUCAAGAGGAGUCCUUCGUCGUGGGAAAGAUGCAGGGCCGGAGCUGGUUGGGCCUCAACAGGAAGAAGGGCGAGGCCAGUUUCGUGUGGGUCAGCGGCUCCAAACUGAACUUCACCCAGGGCGAGAUCUCCCUGGCCAUGGACACCGUGGCGCUGACCAAGGAAUGCGGAGUGAUCGAGGAGUCGGCCGAGUGGAUGGUGUCCCCGUGCGAUGACAAAGGAAUGGCCUUCGUCAUCUGUGAGUAUGUCCCGAACUACAACCCCUUCAUGCUGGUGGGUCCCGUCGUCAUCUUCUGCGGGGUGGUGCUUCUGCUGCUGAGUGUCGAGGUCUGCGUCAGGAGAAGGGAGUUCCUCGAGAACAACCCAGAGGUGCUCAACGAUGACGACGAUCGACAGGUGGACGAGGGGCUCGUCAACUACGGCUACGGACACUUCGAGAGCGACGAGGAUGUCUCCGAUGCCUCUGCCAUGCCGCCGAAGGUGUCUUGGCCCGUCGUGGGAGACGCCACUCCCACGAAGACCCCGAGGCGAGACGCCCCCGGCAUGAGCCCCGUCGAAGACUCGGGCAGCGGUCCCGUAGUCCACGUGGUCCCGGCGUCCCUGCCCACGUCUCCAUCCUUAGCGACGAUCCCUCAAGAAGACCACACGCAGUCUCAGGAGCACCUGGAACUACUUCUGUCGCCCAAGACUCUCGAGUGACGGUGUGACGUAGACAUUUUGUAGUUCUGAGAUCAGUCAUUCGUAGCUGUAGAGGACGAUUCGUGAGGCGUGAGGCGACAGAAGUGCAAUCAGGACCGCCUACUACAGGAUGCGGUUGGUUAUGUAAUGAUCGUUCAAAGGAGUAUUGUACUUUUAAGUGACUGAGUUAUGGAAUUAAGAAUAUAGAACACAGAUCGUUAGUAGUCUUAAGUCAUUUUUUAAGAGUCUUUACACUUAAUACUAUUAUAGAUAGAAAACAAAAUGCUAGCGGGUGUCAGACUGCUUGUUCUUGGAGUAGAUAUCAAGAAGUUUGCUGACUGGGUAGGGCAAGUCAGCCGUAUAAGAUAUUGUUGCAGAAAACACCAGACUUGUUAUCGAGUUAAAUUAAGGAUGACCCUUUGCUAAAUCUUACAGUUAUGUUGCAGAGAAGAUCAAAUCAAACAUAAGAACAAAAUCUUAAAGAUAUAUUCUUGAAUGCAAUUGAACUGUGAUACAAAAAUUUUAUGAAAGUCAAAAUGAUAAGAUAUCAAUUGUAAUUGGUAGUUUAAAAGAAUGUGAUAAUUUUGCCUGAUUAAAAAAAAAAUAAAGAAAACAAACUUAUGGUGGAAACUCCCACAGCUUGAAAUAUGAAUGCCGACUCUACGUGCCUUGAAUUCCCCCAAUUCACAAAGUGACGCCAUAUCAUUAUAAUUAUCAUCACUAUGAUCGCUGUUUUUGAAUGGUUGUUUACUGUUGUUCCCUGAAGAUUACGUUUGAAGUCAACAUUUAAAAGGGGAAAUGUUUGUUUUUUUUAUUUGUGUUUGAGGAUUUAUAAUAAAAGCUCAACAAGUCUUUAAAAACUGACGAAUAUUUAUGAUGGAAUUUUCAUUAUAGAACUGAAAGGAUAUUGUUAGAUGUUGUUCACAUUUUUAUAGUUACGAAACUACGAAACUACAUACGAUUGACCACGCAAAUACAAUCAACUAUAUUUUGAAUGGGUUGCGAGAUUUUUUUAUGAUAAAGUUGAUCAUGAGUAGCAUUGAACCUUGUCAUUUGGUGUGAAAAACGAUGCAAAAAAAUAAGUAAAUGAUUAAACGGAAUGAAAAACACUGUAUCUGUGAUAUGUACGCACAUGACUCUCAGCGUCAUCAAAUGUCAUUUCUGUGUGUGUUGCAUUUUUUUUUUCCUUUUUUUAUCUUGCUCUCUUAAUCAGACCUUUCUCUCGGAGUGCUUUCAAGUCAGCCAAAAUCGAGUAAAAAUAAAUCAAACAGUUUUUUUUUUAAAAGAUACUAUUUCUUUCUGACACUCGCCGAAAUGGAGACUGGAGUUUUAACUCUCUCUUUUUUUCAGAUUGAUCCUUAUAUGUACGCCACUUUAGUUCACUUUUAUACCUGAUUUAUUUUUAUUUUAGAAACAGUUCUCACCCAAUAAAGGAAAAUGUCCCCACCGUUCGCUCUCUCUCAUAAGAAUGUGAGAAAUGGAAAUUUUUCUACAGAUUUUUAUUGAGGUCGUAGGUCCUGUUAUCCAGAUUUUUUUUUUUUUUUUUUCAUUUUUUGCGGGAUUUCUCUGCCAGUUCAUCCUACUACAUAAAAUUAAAACAGGAACUAUCUUCGAAAAAAAGAAAUGGCUUUAUUCCAUAUUGCGUAUCUUUCCUAUGUGAAAAUGUAGGUGUGUGUAUAUAUGGCUUUGACACGCGUAUACUGAUAUGCUGUAUAAAUUUAUAUAAUGUAAUAUAUAGUAUAUA
This is a messenger RNA of Macrobrachium nipponense, 3955 nucleotides long. RefSeq names its product C-type lectin domain family 2 member L-like. Bases 1186 to 2232 code for a protein of 348 amino acids. The transcript is spliced from 6 exons. Lineage: Eukaryota; Metazoa; Arthropoda; Malacostraca; Decapoda; Palaemonidae. The record is from RefSeq and is a predicted model, not a curated record.